CCCCCCCCCAACCCCCAGCUCUUUCCCUGCCGCCUGAUUGCAGCGAGCGCUCGGCUCUGCCGUGAUUGGAAAGGCCCCAAAUUGCGGCCACUUUUCCCAUUAAGUGAGAAAGCGGCGCCUGCAUCCAAGCCGCAAUUUCUGGGUGGAUGGCACUGCGGUCCCCCAUUCCCUGCCCCCAUCCCCACUCCCCCUGCAAGACCCCCCCUCUGCAGCCCCCAGCUCUGUGCAGAUCCCCACACCGCCCAAAGGGACCCCCGUUGCCACCGCUGCAGCGCUGGUCCUGGGAGUCCCCAUGCAGCCCCCAUCCCCUCCCACCUCCUUUUCUCUCCUGCACACGUCAGGCUCUGGGAGUGGGAUUUUGGCUCUAGGACUGGGAUUUUUCCCAUCCCCACACGUCACCCGCGUUCUCUGGCAUAGCUGACAGCUCCCGGUCACGUCAGCAGCUCCCAGGUGGGGCUGUGUCGUGCACGGGCACCAUGUGCGGGCAGCGUGCACGUGGGGGGGGCACGUGCGUGUGCAGGGACACCUCGGGCUCGCCCCCCCCUCCCUGAGUCCCCCCCGGGGCUGUAUCACCUCCCAGCACGGGGACCCAUCGCCCAUACAUGGAGAUGGGCAGCGUCGUAAACAAGCCCGGGGCACUGCUGCGCUUCGUGGCUGCCUCGCACCCGGCACCACACAAGUAGGUGUUAUUAAUUAAUUAGGCCGGCUCUGGCCGGGCUCCGAUUUAAUUAACAUCCCCGGCUUUGCAGAUGCUGCCCUGCCCCGGGCGGCGCUGCCACGUGAGCAGCUGCGUUCCUGCUGCCAUCCCACGGGGUCUGCAACUCAUCCCAGUGCAGCGCUGGGGCUGGGCUCCCCCCACCCAUAGACCCUCAGUCUGUGCAGCCGUGGGGCAGGGAUGGGUGUGUUCAGAGGGGGCUGAGCUCCACUCUGGGCCUGGGGUCACACACAGGGGGGACAGAGGGGACAUGGCCACAGAUGGGGCCACGCCUGGGAGCGCUCCUGUGGGCUGCACAGGACUGGGAUGGGGCAGGAGGCACAGGGUCUAUGAGGUCUGUGUGUUUGUGCACAGAUGGAUGGGCGUGCACCUCUCAGAUGCGUGCAUCCCAUUCAGGUGUGCAUCCCAUACACACACACAUGAUCUCAGCUGAAUCCCACAGCACCGUGAACCCCCCUACAGCGUUCCUGCAUGGCAGACAUGACCACCGGUGUGGCACAGCCGAGACACAGACAGCUCGCACUGCACACACACACACACAUACACACUCACCACGAGGCUGUGGCACCACCAGACGUGCAUCCCCCCAUGCACGGGGCGCAGUGGUGUCCGCGUGCCACCCCAACCCCUGUGUGCCUGCGUGGGCCGUGUGCUGCAGUGCCUGGCGGUGUCACGGUGCCCGCGUGGGCGUGAAGUUGUGGGGUGGGGGUGCCACCCCCCGCGGCCCCCAUUGGCGGCUCUCCUCUCGCCCACCCACGCCGUGCCACGGGCAGAGCCCCUUAUUUAACUCCGCAGCGGCGGUGGGGCUUCAUCUCCAUCGGGCUGAGUGCACUGAGAGCCAUCGGUGCAGCCACCAGCGAGGUCACAGCCGGCGCUGCAUCCCUGCACCCCUCACCACAUCCCUGCACCAGGUACUGUGUCCCUGCACCCAGCACCAGGUACCUUGAGGCCUCUGGAGCAACCACUGCCUUUGCUCCUCACCCUACACAGGCUGGGGGGGCUCAGGGAUGGGGGCACAGAGGGCUGAAGGCGCUGCUGGGAUGUGGGGAGGGCUGGGGGCUCUGGGAGUGGGGCUGUCCAUCAGUGCAUGCAGCUGUGCAUGUGUUGGUGAUAAUGUGGGGGUGUGAGUGUGCAGGGCUAACCUGUCUGUGGUCUGUGCAUGUCCGUGCUCGGUCUCAUGCACAUUUUCACGUCCCUGCAUGGCACAAACUGGGCAUUAAGGUCACUGUCAGGUGGUGAGGGUCUCCCAGCUCUGAAGCAGAGCCAUGUUCACGCCCCCUGCAUCCCCACAACACCACUCCUGCAGCAUGCUCCCCACAGGCAUCCCUGGGAACACACCCCCCCAUAACACACCCCCUAUAAUGAGUCCCCCCUAACACAUUCCCUAUAACACAUCCCCCAUCACACGUCCUCCCAGGUUUUCCCCGUGCCUCCCCCCCACCACCACCCGUGUUGCGGUUCCUGCUCCUCUUGCAGCCGGGUGGGAGCCCCCAGCCCGCACCUCCUGGGUGGGGAUUUGCUCCCAAAGCCGCUCGCUGCUCCCCACCCAAGUUCUGCUCCGGGUCCGAUACCAACGCUGACGCCCCCUGACCCACAAUCUCCGUAGGACGAUGCGGAGCCGCGCGCUGCUGGCCGUGCUCGCCCUGGCGCUGCCGCUCGCCCUCUCCGCCCCGCCGGGCUCCGCGCCGCGCUCCCAGGUACGGCCGCACCGUCGGGGCUCGGGGGUGGUGGCACCGCACGGCUCCGCUCACCGCUCCGCUUCCCGCAGAGGGGUCCCGGCCCGGAACCGCUGCCCUGGAGAUCCCGGGGCAGCCCGGGGGCCGCCGUCGCCGCUCUUCUGCAGUUACUGCGGGAGGAGGAGAACGGUGAGAGCGGGGCGGGGCGGGGUGCGGGGGGCCGGGAGGCGCUGGGGGGUCUCUCCCGGUCCCCGUGCGCGCCCCGACGGCAGCGCUCAGCGCCCGCUUCUGUCUCCCGCAGGUCCCCCGGCUCCCGCGCCUCCUCAGAAGCGUAAGUGCUGCCCGCCCCGCACCGCGCCCGGCCCCGCAGCGGAACCGAGGCGGGGCCCCGCGGAGAGCACAGCGCGGAGGGGGCCGGGCCGGGCCGGGCGGGCGCUGACGGCGCUCUCUCCGCAGGAGACAUGCACGACUUCUUCGUGGGGCUCAUGGGGAAACGGGCGGCGGAACCCGGGAGGGCGGCGGGCGGCGGCGGGGGCGCGGCCGAGACGGGACACGCUGAGCACGGCCCCUCCUCCCGCUGCUCCCCAGGACCCCCCCCGGACGGCCUUCGGGUUGCCAGGCCCCCCCGCCCCACGCCGUGAGGAGCGGCCUCGACGGGGCGGACGGGACGCGGCGGAGCCGUCGCGGGAGCCCCGGGGCCGCGCCGAGAGCGGAACGCGCGUGUCCGAACCGCGCUGUACGCGCACCGCACGCAUACAGCACCGCACAGCCCGGAGCCGCGCCCGCCUCUGUGUCUGCGCCGGGGUUUGGGGCGAGGGGAGGGGAGGGGAGGAGCGCGCCGCUUAUCGCGACCCUCCCCGUAUCGCGACCCGGACCGCCCCGCGUUCCCCCCCGCAGUUCCCCUCCGGGCCGCUGCGGCGCUGUGGCCCCGUCGGAGCGGGCGGGCGGCGGAAGGCGGCUCCGGUGGCGGCGGGCGCUCGGAGCGGCGGGCGGAGGGCGGAGGGCGGGGCGGUGCCUUUGUGUGAGCGAGCGGGGAUGGUGCGGGGCGCCGGGCGGAGCCCCUUGCCCUGCCACUUGCUGGAUGCCGGGCAGCACCUGCUGCCCCCGCAGCUGAUGAGGGCGUGAAGGAGCAGCUGAGCAGGAG
Phasianus colchicus (ring-necked pheasant) is the source of this 3535-nucleotide messenger RNA. The record is from RefSeq and is a predicted model, not a curated record. NCBI's taxonomy places the organism in Eukaryota, Metazoa, Chordata, Aves, Galliformes, Phasianidae.